AUGGCUCCAGUAAUGAAGCCUUCAAGAGGCCGAGAAGCAGACGGAUCUGAUUUCCAAUCGAGCAAUCUCUGGGUCGGUAGUUUGACGACCGAUACUACAGAAUCCGAUCUGGCCGAUCUGUUCGGAAGGUUCGGUGAAAUCGACAGAGUCACUGUGUAUUCUUCCCGUAGCUUCGCUUUUGUAUACUACAGGCGCGUCGAGGAAGCUGUGGCGGCGAAGGAGGCGCUUCAAGGUGCAAACUUGAAGGGGAGUCAGAUUAAGAUCGAAUACGCGAGACCGGCAAAACCUUGUAAGAGUCUUUGGGUGGGUGGAAUCAGCCCGAGUGUCUCAAAGGAUGAGCUCAAGGCAGAGUUCAGGAAAUUUGGGAAAAUCGAAGAUUUCAGGUUCCUUAGGGAUCGCAAGACAGCUUUUAUUGACUUUUGUGACAUGGACGACGCUAUACAGGCAAAGAGCAUGAACGGAAAGCGUAUAGGUGGGAGUUUUCUGCGAGUUGAUUUUCUUCGGUCUCAAGGGCCAAGAAAAUAUCCUCACUCAUUUGGAGAUGGACAACCAAGUAAGGAAGGACUACAGGGAAGCUUAUUCAACGAUCCAGGAAUCACAAUUAUGUACAAACACGAUAUCAUUCCCCCUGAACGAGGAUAUGACACUGGUUUGAAUUCUGGUGUCAAACGGUCAAGGCCUGAGACGUUCAUCAAUGAUCCUCCAUACAUAUCAUCUCCACACUCCAGCGUUGUUCUUGACCCUACGAGGCCCUUCCGAGGUAGCAUGGAACGUUUGCAUAGUGGUCCAGAAUAUAGCAAAGUGGUUGGUAAGGAAGGAAGCUGGAGGAGGCCAUCUCCAACUGGUGCUGGAUUACUUCCGUCUCCUGCACCAAGUACAAGGCUACCCUUUAUGUCAAACCGUGGUUCUUGGGAAGGGUAUGAUCCUGCUCAGUUGGAUAGAGAACCUAAAAGAAUCCGUAGAGAUGGAUCAGUAGAUGAUCGGGCAUAUGGGCGUGCCUCAGUUGCAGCUAGACCGGGGCGUGGUUUUCCUGAUACUGAUUUCAUUUGGAGGGGAGUCAUUGCCAAAGGUGGAACUCCUGUGUGUCAUGCUCGUUGUGUUCCUAUUGGAAAAGGGAUUGAAACAGAACUCCCUGAGAUGGUCAAUUGUUCAGCAAGAACGGGUUUGGAUAUGCUUGCAAAGCAUUACACCGAAGCAGUUGGAUUCGAAAUAGUUUUCUUCUUACCAGACAGCGAAGACGAUUUCGCGUCUUACACUGAAUUUCUCCGCUACCUUGGUUCAAAUAAUCGAGCAGGCGUUGCCAAAUUAGAUGAUGGAACCACUUUGUUCUUGGUUCCUCCAUCAGAUUUCUUAACUCAUGUCCUCAAAGUAUCUGGUCCAGAACGGCUAUAUGGUGUUGUUCUCAAAUUGCCUCCCCCACCUGUUCCUGCAGCAUCAUCGUAUAGACAAGAAUCUCAGCCCAUUCCUCAAUCCUAUUUGGAUCAAUCUCGGGAUUCGCCUGCCAAUGCCAAUAACGGUUUGUAUGAUCGAGCCUUGUUUGAUUACAACAGGAGUAUGCAGGAAGAAGUGAAGCCUCCUCCAAAAGCAUUGUUUGCUCCUUCUAGCGAGCCUGUUUCUGUAUCUAACACUGCAAUGCCUCAAGCCGGGGUUAGUCUAACUCCCGAGCUAUUAGCCACUCUGGCCUCCUUACUCCCUGAAACUUCUCGAUCUAUUAUUGCCUCUGAGAGUCACCAAUCCGUUGGAGUGUCUAAUGUAGAAGCUCCGUCCCAAGCUUGGAAUCGAGACCAGCCAAUGGUUUCUGAACCAUUGAAUCGAUCAUUCCAACAAUUUGGAAAUCAAUACAAUCCUCCGAUACAUUAUCCUCCAGUAUCAAGCACACCGAGCUACUCCAGUGGAAUGGUACAUGGUGGUAUGCAAUACCAAGCCCCAUAUGUUAGUAUGCCUCAGCAGGCGCCGUUACCUUCUCCUUUAUCGAAUAAUUACGCCACGUACUCACAAGGUUCACAUCAAGCUGUUUCUCAACCCAUGAGACCACAAUAUCAACCUGAAGCUCAUAUGCUUAACCAAAACUACAUACCGGUCCCUGGAGCUGAGAACCCUGCUUUGCAUGUUUAUCAGCAAGGUAAUUAUCACGGUCUGGCAAAUAAUCAAGCGCAUAGCGGAAAUUAUUCCCAUUCUCAAACUGCGAUGCAACCACUAGCGAACAAGACAAACUUGGAUCCGUCUGGCCAUGCACAGCAGCAGCAGCUCCAGACUUUGCUCCCUGGAGCUAAUCAAGGUACUUCAGAUGGUGAGGUCGAUAAGAACCAGCGAUAUCAGUCUACACUACAGCUUGCUGCUAACCUUCUUCAACAGAUUCAGCAACAGCAGCAACUGCCAUCAAAUGCUUCGACUGGACAACGGCCUUGA
This is a messenger RNA of Microthlaspi erraticum, 2409 nucleotides long. NCBI's taxonomy places the organism in Eukaryota, Viridiplantae, Streptophyta, Magnoliopsida, Brassicales, Brassicaceae. The record is from the annotation of a GenBank genome assembly.